This is a messenger RNA of Striga hermonthica, 1623 nucleotides long. NCBI's taxonomy places the organism in Eukaryota, Viridiplantae, Streptophyta, Magnoliopsida, Lamiales, Orobanchaceae. The record is from the annotation of a GenBank genome assembly.
AUGGAAGGGGCAGGAGAGAGAAAGAGAAAAGGUGGUCCACUAAAGCUUGACUGGGAGAGACUACUGCCCGUCCACGACAACGAGCCGCCACCAAUGGUGGUGAUUAAGGCAGCGGCGGCGGCGGAGAAAUCAAACUCUCAGGCGGCGGAGGUGAUGGUGUUGGGGGAUGAGGAGGAACUGCACAGGGACCCAAGUCUCCAGAAGUUUUCUGAUAAAGAACUGCGUGAAAGGGCUGAUAGGUGCAGAAAAUUAUUGAAGAGUAAGGCUGCUAAUUUGAACGAUGGCGGUGAGAAAUUGCGAGUUAGUUUGAAGAAGAUUGAAGUAGAGUUGCAGAGGAGAUAUCCCCUGAAGGCUGAGGACAAACGGAAGAAGGUGACACCGUUAGCUGAUAAUUCUAUAUGUAUUGGUGUUACUGAUGACUUUGCAUCUCAUGGUGGUCCUCCAUCUGUAUCAAAAUCCAAGUUUGCCUCAAUUUUCUGUAGCAAGUUGGACGAAAAAAGGCCGAUCAAGUCUUUCUCAGAAGAACUGUCUACUCUGAAUCGUUGCAGUCACGAGAGAGAAAGUGGGUCAUUUCUGGUUCAGAAGACUGGUGUAUCCUUGAGGCAAGCAGCUUUUAAAUCUCCUAGUUAUCUUUCAGUACAGAUGAAUCACACUUCUCAACCAAACCGUGAUAAAUCAGGAGGCCGGUCUUCUUGUUCCCCUCCUUUUCGAUCAAAUAAAGAUUACUCUAGCUAUCAUGAGAAGAGGUAUUAUUUCUGCAUUUACAUGCUAAAAUUAACUUUCCAGCAGAAAACUGUUGUUCUGGUUGAUGAGGAAGAACUUGAGGUCGAUACAGUAAAUCAAGUGGACCCAGUGGGUCAAAGGGAUGACCCUGAAGCUGUUCAAAUUUGUUACUCAGACAUGAAAUGUCUGGCUCCUCAAUCUUACUUGUCAUCAACCAUCAUGAACUUUUACAUUCGGUAUCUGCAGAAGCCAGUAUCUCCAAGCACCAGAAAGAAAUGUGAUUAUCAUUUUUUCAAUACAUACUUCUACAACAAGUUGAAACAGGAUGUCUUGGCCAAGGCUAAUAAGGAAACAUCAUUUAAGAAGUUCAGGAGGUGGUGGAAAGGUGUCAAUAUAUUUGAGAAAGCAUAUAUCUUUCUACCAAUUCAUGAAAAUCUUCACUGGAGCUUGAUUACUAUUUGUAUACCAAAUAAAGAUGAUGAAUCGGGUCCAAUCAUACUUCAUUUGGAUUCUUUAGGGCUGCACUUCAGCAAGUCAAUUAUGCAGGAUGUGAAGAGCUUUCUAAUAGAAGAAUGGAAGUUCCUAAGACAAGAAGAAGUACUGCCUGAAUUUCCUAUACCAGACAAUAUCUGGGGCAAAUUAUCUAGGAGAAUUUAUGACAAAGUAAUUGAGCAGGUGCCUCAGCAAAGAAAUGAUUAUGAUUGUGGUCUCUUUGUUCUUUUCUUUAUGGAACGUUUCCUUGAAGAUGCCCCUGAAAGGCUGGAGAAGAAGGACUUAGACAUGUUUGGUAAGCAAUGGUUCAAGCCAGAGGAGGCUUCCAGUUUGAGAAGAAAGAUUAGGAAUAUACUUGAAGAAGAGUUCACGAGUGCAAAUGGAGGAGACACGUGUAAAUUGGAUUGA